AUGGCGACGAAUGGAGCUGUUGUAGAAAAGCGAGCGGAAAAUAGCAUGAACGGAUUUGAAAACGGCGAUGCAACGCUUUCAGAGGACUUGGAUAACGCGAAUAGAAUACUCAUUCAUGGCGGGAAUAUCUCAAACUGGAGUAGAACGAAAAGGAAAACGACUGCUGAUUCAUCUGAUGAGUUAUCAGAGAGUAUGGUGACAACAUUGAACUGCUAUGUGCCACUUAGCAAGCCACCCACCAAACUGGGAAGAAAAACGGUGCGCUUUGUUAAUGACUGCUUUAUGGAGAAGAUUAAAUUGGAUGAAAGAAUGCAUCUGAAAAUUUCUGCCAAGAUCUUUGCGAUCUCAUUGAACCCUGCUGUUGUCAGAGACUCGCUCUUCAGGGCCAUGCUGGAACUUGGAGUGGAUUCAAUUGAGACAUUGAUUCUAACCCUACCGGACAUACAAGAUCCUGAACAGCACUUUACAACAAUCAAAAGCUUUUGGCAGGAAAUGGAGCAGCUCUAUGACAGUGGUUAUGUGCAGACACUUGGUGUGUGUGACUUGGAUAAACCCACCUUGGAAAAGCUCUAUGACUGGGCAAGGAUAAAACCUGAGAUUGACCAAGUGAAUUUGGCGUCUUGUUGCGUGAUGCCGAAGGAUCUUGUGGAGUAUAGCAAGACACGAGACAUUCAACUUCUCACACAUGCUGACCCAAGAGAGAUGCUGAGCGAAGAGCGCCUGCAACAGGUUCUGGGUGUGGUCUCUGAGGAGAUGAACGUUGCUGGAUGGAGGCCAUCUUGGGUUAUGCGUUACUCUGUGCUCGUCAAGUGCCGUGGGGUCAUCAAGAGCAAAGCGUAUAUCAUGAGUUGCGAGCGCUCGUAGACAACGCCUUUUUUAAUAUCAAUAAUUCACUACAAUGCGAAGAUUUUAGGAUACGCCGAGUCACAGUCCUCGCCAUCGUCACUACCGUAUAAAUCGUCGAAUGGCACCAUCGUCAUUGUGUCGUGCUGGUAUCGGUAUCUUGUCGUGUUGGCAUCGGUAUCGUGUCGUGUGAAAAACGUCAUCGUGUCGUGUUGUCAUCGGUAUCGUGUCGUGCGACUACCGGUAUUAUUCUCUCUUUCCGCGCAUUUUACGACUCGUUGUGGAGAAGACAAAAUUUGACAGAGAUUUCUAGUUCUUUUGCAUAAAUCGUAUUGUUCAAAAUCGCAAGCCCUGAGCCUUCAAACUUGAAAUUCAUUGUCGAUUAAUAUCUUGAAAUAAUUAGAGUGUCGUUUUGGGUGUAGCUAAACAUGUAACAAGUGACUUUUUUUAGUCUAAGUGAAAUGUAAACAUUCCUGUACAACAUGAGAAGGAAGUUUUAAAAAUUAGCAAAACUCUCGAAAACUAUCUGAAAUUUGAUUGACGUGUCACUCGCAAAAGUAGCACAACUAAACAAUCAACCAGAUUAACCGAUAAAUUGGCCUCAAAUAUCACAAGUGCGAUUCAAUUACUAAUUAGGUUCUUCCAAAUUUCUCGCCCGCAGUUUACCCCAUACAUGACGUCCCGUUAUAGCUAAUGUAUAGUGUCUUGAUGGUUUUUUUCACUUAUAUUGUAUGAUGAAGGAUUGUAAAUAUGGCAGAGGAAAUAAUCUGUCAUUCUCGGGGACCCAGGGCGACCCUGAGACCGGAAGCGGGAGUACGCGCGAAAAUGAAUGAAAGAAUGGGGAACGCUUCCGGUCUCCUCGUCGCCCUGGGUCCAAGAGGAUGAGAGUCGAUGUACAUAAGAAAUUUAAAGGGGUUACAGCAGAACUUACAUAAGCUGAACUAACUUGGACCUACGAGUUUUUCCGUUACACACUUAUUCCCUAUAUGCCAGCUUUUUCUAAUGAAUCAUCAGAAGACUUAGAUAUCUAUUGAUGAACCAUAUUAUGCCGGUUCCGUUAAGGGGAAUUCUUCUGUAUAAUUAUAUAUUCUUUUUUGUCAUCCCUCUGAUUUGUAUUCGUUGACUUUUCCAGGAUCGAUUGAACGAAGAAUAAAUUGUUAUUGUAAUUAUAAA
This is a messenger RNA of Nematostella vectensis (starlet sea anemone), 2016 nucleotides long. Its product is annotated as glutamate--cysteine ligase regulatory subunit. Gene Ontology annotation, cellular component: glutamate-cysteine ligase complex. Gene Ontology annotation, molecular function: enzyme regulator activity; glutamate-cysteine ligase catalytic subunit binding. Bases 1 to 864 code for a protein of 287 amino acids. NCBI's taxonomy places the organism in Eukaryota, Metazoa, Cnidaria, Anthozoa, Actiniaria, Edwardsiidae. Gene Ontology annotation, biological process: glutathione biosynthetic process. The transcript has 10 exons. The record is from RefSeq and is a predicted model, not a curated record.